AUGUUCAAGCCUUCACAACCGAUGAUGGCGCGACUGCGCUUAACGACUAAGCAGGUCAAUGGUGGCUACUAUAAAGGAAACCGCACUGGCGCGAUGGGUUACUUCGCGAAGAACGGCUCGUAUGUGAUCGACUGGAAAAAAGUCCGAACCUUUGUUGUUCCUGAAAACUUGGGUGAAUUUAAGCUUACCCCCUUCGUCACGCAACGCAUGGCCCCAACAAAGUCCAAAUACACCAGAGACAUGGAGAAGGAUAGCAAGUUGAUCACAGUCGAACGAGCAUUUGGUGGGAAGGACUAUCUUGACAUGUGGGCUUCGGACAAUGGCCAAGAGGUACUUGAGCAGGAGCGACUCGAACAAGAGACAUCCCGUCAAUAG
Messenger RNA from Aspergillus oryzae RIB40, 375 nucleotides. RefSeq names its product mitochondrial 54S ribosomal protein mL41. The transcript is spliced from 2 exons. The record is from RefSeq and is a predicted model, not a curated record. Gene Ontology annotation, biological process: translation. NCBI's taxonomy places the organism in Eukaryota, Fungi, Ascomycota, Eurotiomycetes, Eurotiales, Aspergillaceae. Gene Ontology annotation, molecular function: structural constituent of ribosome. Gene Ontology annotation, cellular component: mitochondrial large ribosomal subunit. The coding region runs from base 1 to 375 and encodes 124 amino acids.